Messenger RNA from Dermatophagoides pteronyssinus (European house dust mite), 804 nucleotides. Its product is annotated as aurora kinase B-like. The record is from RefSeq and is a predicted model, not a curated record. NCBI's taxonomy places the organism in Eukaryota, Metazoa, Arthropoda, Arachnida, Sarcoptiformes, Pyroglyphidae.
AUGACUGAAAAUUAUAAAGUACCCUAUUACGUCAACAAACGAUUUGAAUCUUCUUAUCCACACAACUCAGACGCCAGAAAAAAGAUUGAAGCAGAAGUGGAUUUCGCCGUGUACAGUGCGCAAUGUGAAUGUAAUUUGAAAAGACUGCGUCGCGAUUUGUAUUUUGCGCAACUAACGAAUAAUUCUUUGAUGGGGACGUUAAACGAUUUUGACAUAGGCAGAAAGUUAGGGUCCGGUCAAUUUGGAUCAGUUUACCUAGCAAGAGAGCGUCGCACAGGCUAUAUCGUGGCGAUUAAAGCUAUUAAAAAAGCUUCUUUAUUAAACACCGGAAAUGAGCACCUUUUGCGGCGAGAAAUCGAAAUCCACAGUCAUUUAAUCCACCCAAACAUUUUGGGUUUUUUUGGCUGGUUCAUCACAAAGACUGCAAUUUGUCUCAUAAUCGAAGUUGCUCCAAAAGGCGAAUUAAUGGACAAAUUGUCUCUUGGAGGUUUGCGCGAACCGAUUGUUAGUCGCUACAUGUUCCAGAUGAUCAGCGCGAUUCGCGCUUGCCAUAAAAUGAACGUUAUACAUCGAGAUUUAAAGCCAGAAAACAUUCUUAUUGAUCUUGAUGGUCGGCUUAAAUUAGCUGACUUUGGCUGGGCUGCAUAUUUAAAAAACCGGAGAAAAACUUAUUGUGGAACUAUGGACUAUUUAUCGCCUGAAAUCGUCAGACAAGAGUGGUACGGAAAAGAAGUCGACAUUUGGUGUCUGGGUAUUUUGUGCUUUGAACUUGCCACUGGCGGGCCUCCUUUUAAAACAACAUGA